This is a messenger RNA of Nicotiana tabacum (common tobacco), 1075 nucleotides long. RefSeq names its product vacuolar protein sorting-associated protein 32 homolog 2-like. Gene Ontology annotation, biological process: vesicle budding from membrane; late endosome to vacuole transport via multivesicular body sorting pathway. Gene Ontology annotation, cellular component: cytoplasmic side of plasma membrane; multivesicular body; ESCRT III complex. The record is from RefSeq and is a predicted model, not a curated record. Lineage: Eukaryota; Viridiplantae; Streptophyta; Magnoliopsida; Solanales; Solanaceae.
GCUUAAUUCCGAAUUAGUUCUACGUUAUUCUUUCUCCAGUCUUUUAUUUUCCCAUUGUAAAUCAUAAGGCGUAAUUCAAACUUAGAGCGAUCGAUAGGCAUAAAGGAAUUGGCAUAAAGCAGGAAUAAAGAAGGGUUACUAUUGAAUUGUAUUUGGGAAGAUGUUUAGGUUACUUGGGAAACCCAAGGAGGAACCAAAUAUUCUUGCAACUCUUGAAAAGUUAAAUGAGCAUUUAGAGAAUCUCGAGAAGAAGGAGAAAGUAUUUCUGAAGAAGGUUUCUGUGGAGGUUGAAAAGGCCAAAGAGUUUACAAAAGCUAAGAAUAAAAGAGCGGCUAUUCAAUGUUUGAAAAGGAAGAAGCUUUAUGAACAUGAAAUUGAAAGGCUUGGCAGUUCCCAACUUCGCAUUCAUGAUCAGAUGAUAAUAUUAGAAAGUGCUAAAGCUACAACUGAAACUCUUGAUGCUUUGAGAAUCUCAGCAGCUACAGUGAAAGCAAUGCAAAAAGUAAUGAAAAUUGAUGAUGUGGACAAGACAAUGAACGAAAUAAAUGAACAAACUGAGAACAUAAAGCAAAUACAGGAGGCUUUGACCACUCCUAUUGGUUCAGCAGCUGACUUUGAUGAGGAUGAAUUGGAAGCAGAACUUGAAGAAUUGGAAAGUGCUGAAUUGGAAGAGCAGUUGCUUCAACCAGCAACUGCAACCCCUGCUGCGACAGUGGAUGUCGCAGCAAGGAAGCAACCUGCUCGCGCGAUCCCUCAAAAUCGCGCUGCUGAAGACAAUGAACUUGCUGCUUUACAAGCAGAGAUGGCUCUUUAAGAUUAGACCAUCUUCUAUUGUUUUAGCUGUGGUAAACUAUAGCUUAUCAGUUGGUGAGAAUUUGGAGUUACUUUCUAUGGUUAGUUACUGAUUGGUGAAAAGUAAGCAACACUGUUUCAAAGAUUAAGAGACUACUGCUGUUGCUUUCACAUAUAUAUAUUUGAUAUCUGCUUUGGACCAUAUUGUACAUAGAGGUGUUGCAGAAAAUAGAUAUUUGCAAUUGCAGUUUGUGGUCCAUGCUAAUAAAAAUAUUUAUGCUUA